This is a messenger RNA of Malassezia pachydermatis, 783 nucleotides long. RefSeq lists its product as hypothetical. Lineage: Eukaryota; Fungi; Basidiomycota; Malasseziomycetes; Malasseziales; Malasseziaceae. The transcript is spliced from 3 exons. The record is from RefSeq and is a predicted model, not a curated record. Bases 1 to 783 code for a protein of 260 amino acids.
AUGGCGAGUUCCAAACCGCCAUCGCUGUCGAUGCGUAGGAACGCGGGGCUAUCGCUCUCGUCGCUCGGUGCACCCACCUCGUUUCGGAUGCAGCCCGGCGAGGGAGAUACGCGCCCGAUAUCGACCAAUAUGUCCUUGGCCCAGGCCGCGUUGCCGGCGGGCGUCACGGCAUCGACAGACCCACAAAGCAGCGCAAGCUCUGUGGCACCUGCAAUGCCAGCGCAUGCGUGGGACUCGGAUACAGAUACGGACGUUGAUCGGCCUCCGCCUGUUCAGCGGCGCCCUGUGGCUACCAUGCUUCUCUCGAUUCCAUGCUUGCGUGUGAGCUCCAUGAAAGACGCCGUGUCGUUUUAUACAGACGUGCUAGGGUUUGUUCGAUACGGCCCGAAAGACAAGACGCAAAUGCGCCUGUUCCGUGGUGCACCUGGUGCGACGCCCAGCGCGUCCGGCCUGCCACAGCAGGGCUCCAAGGCGCCGUUGCCGGGCGUACACUUGCUUCUCCGCCUUCCAGCCUCGUGUACGCCUGCUAUGCGGGCUGAUGUGGUGCGCCACAGCGUGCAGCCGCAGUCGCUGUGGCUCAUGGUCAGCGAUGUCGAUGCCUUCUUUACGGAGGCGGCGCUCAAGCUGCAAAAGGCCAUGGCCGCGCAGCAAGGCUACUUCCCCGAGCAUAAUUACCACGAGGCGCGUAUUCUUGAUCGGCCACAGAACACGCCUUGGGGUACGCGAGAAUUCCGGCUGGUGGAUCCUGACGGGAAUACGUUGAUCAUUAGCGCUGAUCGUUGA